This is a messenger RNA of Lactuca virosa, 2392 nucleotides long. The record is from the annotation of a GenBank genome assembly. NCBI's taxonomy places the organism in Eukaryota, Viridiplantae, Streptophyta, Magnoliopsida, Asterales, Asteraceae.
AGGUCAAAUGCUAUAUGGGCGUUGUUGCGACUGCGAGAAUAGGCAGCAAUGAGGGCGUUAUAAGAGACGAUGGUUCUUUGAGACAUUUCGUCGAACACAAUGUGUGAGUGUAAGAGGGAACCGCAUCUUGAAUACAUCGAGAGGAGAUUGUUGUUUAGGUAAGGAGAUUUUCGGAUUGGGGGUGUGGCAGUGAUGACUCGAGCAUGGAGUUGACGGGCUUUUAUGAGGGAGUUGAUGGAAGUGCAUUUUUGGAUUAGAAGUGUCGCUAGUGAAAUGGCUUCUUGAGGUGAUGACAUAAAAAAUGGAACUUGUUGCCUGUUUGCUUUUUGAUUUUGUAUUUCGCUUAUCAAAAAAGAAACCGGAGAGAAGAAAUCAACUUUCUUGCUGUAUCAAUGGUAUCUGAUCAUGGGUAAUUUAGGGUUUCGUUGUAUAACCCACAUGAGUUUUUAUUUGUUAUUUUAAAGAAAAUGUCGUUAACGAGUAUAAGAUAAGCGAUAAGCGAACCCCUGUUUUCUCAUUUCUCUUUCGUGCUUUUUCCCUCGCAAAUUUCGAACAACCAAAAAUGUCAACAAUCGUCUCUGGCGACGGCGAGAUGCUCCGGCUUCAAUACUCACGCCUUUGUUGUCUCAUACACAACUCUCUCCAUCCAUUCACAGCGAAAUCAACGGAAUCGAUAACCAAAGAACAAGAGAAAUCGCUGUUAAUUACACUCUCUCAGGUUUCAAAUCAAAUAAAGCUUUGGACUGACGAAUUUGCCUCUGGUGAUCAUGGCAACCCAGUAAACGAAAUUUCUAGUAAUAGCAAAUCCACCAUCGUUAGCUCAAUCUGCCAUUCUUCAGCUUCCGAAUGUGUAUUCAAGAUCAUAAACGAAUUGGUGUUCUUGCUAGCAAUCCAGAGUCCAUAUGUUCGACAUUUAUCAGGAAAUGUUCUUGUAGCCAUAUCUAAUUUUGUGGUGUCAAUGUCAUCUGAAAACCAUUGGGAAGAAUUCAUCAAAUCACUAUGUAUCCACUUCAAGCUCAUAAUUCAUAAAGCAAUUUCACCUUCUUCAAACCCACCAAAAACCAAACAUCUGGAUCAUGAUUCUUCAGCAAGCUCUAUCAUAUUAGUAUUACGAAAUAUUCUAAAACACCUGAAACACGAAGAAGAUGAUGAAAUUUUGGAAGUUUAUUUAAACACUCUUUCUUCUUGCUUACAAGAUAUACCAUGGGAGUCAUGUAACACGGUUUCCAAUGAGUUUUGUGGUCAUCUUCUUCAGUUGUUUUGUUCAAUUGUUUCAAAUUCUGAUGACAAAAAUCCAUUGAUUCUUGAAAUCUUUAACAUCUUUCCAAGAUUUCUAACAUGGUAUCAGAGCAAUCAAGCUGAAAAUAAUGGUUAUACAAAAAUCUCUCAAUACAUUCAACACAAGAUUCUUGUAUUGAUGAUGAGACUUAGUUCUAUCAUUAAGCUAGAUUGUGAGAUGAUUGUUUCAUGGUUGAAUCUUAUCGAAAAACACUUCCAAGAUUUACUAUUUGAAUCUUUAAAUCAAUCAGACACCAAUCAAGAUGAUUGCCUUAAAGAUUCUCCAUUUCUUCUUGAUGAAACUUGUCAUCAUCAACAUUUACAAAGACGAGUUGUUUUCCUUUACUUGAAGUGUAGUUUUCAUUUGAUUAGAUUACAAGAAACAAAAGGAUUUAUUGCAAUUCAUGAGUGGCUCAAAAAGCAUCUUGUGAAAUGCAGCCAAUUUGCAGAAUCUUUUUUACAGCUUUAUAUCCAUGAGGAUGAUAUGCUGUUUGAAGUUCUCUUGUUGCUAACUGACAUGCCUUUUUGCAACAAACAACAGAAAGAUUGGACAUUGGAUGUAUAUGAGAAGGAUAUAAUUGUCCUACUGUUGGAUAUUUUUGAAACUGUUCAUCUUUUCCAUAUAUUUCUUUCAGAGAUACAUUAUGAUCAUCAAGUGCUUCUCGAUUAUCUUAUCUCCAAAGACACUGGAGCUACAUGUGCCGAGUAUCUUUUAAGGUGCUUGCGAAUCAUAUGCGAUAAAUGGGACUCCUUUCUAAAAUUCCCAAUUUGCAAAGAAGUUGGAAGCCAAUCAUCUAAAAAACGAAGAAAAGUGAUGAAUGAUUCAUUUGAAACGGAUCAUAAAAACCAGAAAAGCUUUAAAGAACCAUUUCAUGAUGCAAGGGACUGUUUACUUCUGCUAAAGAAAUCGAUUGAGAGUUUACACCACAAAAACUUGUUUCCAUAUAAUCCAAAAGUGCUUCUGAAACGGUUGAGUAGAUUUCAAGAGCUAUGCCCAAGGCCAUAAGUCGCUCUGGCUUGUUUGCUCGGUUUGUAGGAUCACAUUUUUUUGGGUUUAAUGUUAAUUUUGUGAAUACAUAUAGAAGAUAUGACCUUUUGAUCAUUGUGACUCCUU